UUAAGCAUUUGGUCGAAGAACUGUCUCAUCGGCUAAUCCUUCUUCCCGCCCAAAUGACCCGGGCCUGAAAAAAGAUCCUUGGGCCAUUUGUGUCACUCCGUCCAGCCAGUACAGGCCUACAGGACCACUUUCUGUACAGAGAAACGAGGUUUUACCUAUAUCUGGGGAAGCGAAAACUAAGCAGUCACAGGAACUUUGCAAUUUAAAAAAAUAUGAAAGAAGUGUUAAGUGGUUCGACCUUUCGGCGACACCCAAAAGAUAAAAUGUUGACGCCCCUCCCAUAAAAAAUUGAAAAAUCUUGACAGAACACGGAGAAAAUUUGCGCAGUGUUGCCACCCGGGAGAAGUUUUGCCGGAAGAAACUUUGAAAGUUAUACGACUGUUAUAUGUACAUAUAUCCAAACAAGGAUUUUAUAAACAUACUACCAAUAUUUAUACAUAAAGUUGUUUUUUAUGUAUUUUAAUAGUUUGUUCUACUAUGGCCGAAGGCGACGGAUGGUACCUGGUCGGACCCCUGCAAGAAGAUUGCAUAAAGAAAGAGUACAAACUCAAAGAAGGAGUGACAAGUAUUGGCCGAGGAGUCAAUAAUGAUAUAAGAAUCGAAGAAACGGAGGUGUCCAGGGAUCACUGCAAACUUGUUAUUCAAGACAAUAACAUAUCCAUAAUUGACCUUCAAAGUUUUAAUGGGUGUUACGUCGAAAGUUUGAAAGUCCCAGCAUGGAGGCCUCUCGGCCUGUCUUCAGGUGACAAGAUAGGCUUUGGAAUCAAUGCAGUCCAAUAUCCUGAUUCUAAGCUCGCUUUUCAGAUAAUCAGCAAAUCCUCUAAUCCCCCUCUUUUACCAGGUUUGACGGAAGAGGAACAAAUGAGAGCUUUAAAAUCAAGGGAAAAUGAGGGGAACAAGAGAAAGUCAUCAGAAACCUUUUUACACCCAGGGGUCAAGAGGAGUAAAGGAGGAAAAGGAUCUCAUACGAAUACUUCUUCAAAUCUGUUUACCGAAAAUCCUGAAUUAUCAAAGCUUCCUACUAAGCCAUUUAAUUUAGAUGUGUGUAAGUCUUUGCCUAAGCAAGAAGAGUCCAACUAUGUGGAUUCUCCAGCAUCCCCAACAUCCAAUGUCUCAGACGAUGACAUUAUAUUUGUUGGUGCUAAAAUUCCUUUAAAGACAAACGUUUCAUCAAGCAUUUCACCCCAAUUUGUUCCUGAUAAUUCAUCGACUCCUUUCAAAUCCAGGGCUGAAAAUGACCUGAAUAACUCUGGUUUUUCUGAACAUGACGGGAUCAUUGAAAUUGAGGAUAGUGACGAUGAAAAUUUAUUGUCUCAGAUGUUCAUCACACCGACCAGUGAAAUCGGAACACCAAAUGGUUGCAAUGUUUUCAUAAAAGAAGAAGUCGACCUUGAUGAUUUAAUACUGAUAGAUGAUGAUGAUGACGAUGAUGACAUGUUUUCUCAGCACUUCUCACAGAGUUUUACCAUUAAUGACUCGGCAAAAGCUAGAGUGCCCAAAGACCAAAAAACGGAUGCUAUUUCUGAAAGUAAAAAAGACAUUCAAAUGGAAGUAGAUAUUAAACUAGAGGUAAAAGAAAAAGAUAAAAAGGAUAUGGUUCAAAUUGGUGUGAAGGAAGAAAAUUCCUUUAAGAAAGAGGCUAAGGUAAAAGAAAUUGCCGAAAGUAAAACUCAUUCAGAAGAAAAAUUGAAGACUAAGGAAAGUACCAAAGAUAUUGAAAAUAAAGUCACUAAACAUUUAAAAAUAAGUAAGAAAUAUGAUGACAGUACAGCAGAAGUUAAAGAUAAAAAGGGUAAGUUUUUUAGCGUUUCUACAAAUAAAAAACCGGAAUCAAAGUCAGCCAUCCUUAUUAAAGAUCCGCCGCAAAUCAAACCUGAUAGUAGUACGACAAAAUCUUCUAAACCUGAAGGUAGGAAAACUCGAAAGAGGUCGAGGCAAAAGUCAGUUGAAAAACAGCCUUUCUGCACUGCUGAGGAGAAGCAAAAGGUGAAGGAGUCGAGGAGGGAAAAACUGAAAAACAUUGCUCUAAAAAGCAGGAGGCUAUCGGAAGAAGAGUACAAAAAAGGCAAUAAUGGUGCUGACAUAAAACUUCCUCGUGGCUCCUCCAGAUCAGAAUUUCUGUCUAAAUCGAAUGAAUCAGUGGCGAAUAACAAAAAGGCUAAAACUAAAAAAGACACUGAAGAUUGUACACUUGUUCCACAGCCAAACAAUAAAAAAACACAAGAUCCAGAUGAAAAGGGAGAAACUGUCAAUACAGAUACCAUUAUUACAGAGAGUACAAAUAAUCAAAACAAAUUGCUACAAACCAAUUUAACCAUUAGUACUAAAAAUGUAGAGAAGAGUGUAUUUAAAGAUAUAAUCAAUUUAGCCAAAUCGAAAGACAAAAAUCAACCAGUUGCUUCGAUAGAAAAUCAAAAUGAUUCAAGCUCCAUGAAAACAUCUAAUAUUGCAAAGAAGAAAGUCACUUUUAACAUGGAGAGAAACCAAAUUUUUGAAAUUCCAUCUUUCAAGGAGAAUACUAAAGUAGAACAUAAAAAGGAACAAUUUCUCAGGAAAGAACCACCUCUAGUAAAGCCCCGUAAAUUAAACUGGUCCAAAAUUAUAACAACAAGCCGGACGAUUUUUGAAAUAUGUAAAUGGAACGUCAACUGGCUACAUGAGUGCAAAACUAUAAAUAAAGACCCACCAAUAUCUGAAAGGCCUUUAAUGGUUGAAGAUUCUUAUAGUUCCUAUAGUUUGUAUAAGAAAAGCAUGUUUCCUUUAUUAAUGAGUGAAGUUUGGUCAUCGGUCGUUAAAGAAAAGGAUGUACAAGACUGCAACCUCAAAAACUUUGGAAUUCUCCAUGGUGUUGUGGAAGAACAUAACUGUUUGAAUAUGAGCGAAAGUCGGAAAAUUAUCAUCUGCCAUUGUUUGAUGGUUAGCGAGCAGUCUUCAUGGAAGGAAUUGACGCCUCGAUUCGCGGACCUUGUUGUAGCACAGGUCACGGUGCCGACUCGUGAAAAAAAAAUGAUGUACCAGUCAUUCAGCAUCAUUUCAAACAGUCCGAGAUUCGCACCGAUCAACCAUUCUAAAAACAACAAAUACAUGGGAUUUCUUUUGAACUCGCUGAGGGCAAAAAGUGGCGCUCCGACCAUCAAACCUGUUGUGUUUUGCACUUUGGAUUUAAUAUUUCGGGCAUCUUCGUCAAAAAUUAUUGAAAACGGGUUUUUACUUGUUACCAGGAGUUUGAAGAAUCUCAACUCUGACAUGAGGCUGUUCGAGGCAAUAGAACAUGUGCAGAAUGUUCCUCUUAAAAAAUUAAUCCUUGACCCUUCAUCUUAUUCUCCAGCCCCUGAGUUACCUGAAGGAGACAAACUAGUCACUAAAUUUCCAUUGAAUGAAAUGCAAAAAAAGGCUGUUCUUUCCUGCUCAAAAUUUGUUUUGCAUAAAAUACCAAACAUAAGCAUUAUACACGGACCUCCAGGUACUGGGAAAACCCUUGUAAUAACAAGCCUCGUAGAGCAAAUUCUACAUUAUUCGAGGAACCAAGGUAAAAGGUCAAAAUCUAAGAUUCUCCUGUGCGCUCCGUCUAAUUCUGCUGUCGAUGAGGUAGUACUGAGGCUUCUUGAGUUAAGACGUACGCUUACAGAUAAAUUCAAAUUGACAAGAUGCGGCAAUAUAGACAGCAUGCAUCCGAUUGUACGAGAAAUUUCGCCCCAAAUGCUUGCUGAAAAAGAAGUUAGAAAUUAUCUGAACCAAGAGAAUCUGGAAGUUGAGUUGAGCUUGUUAAAAGCGAGAGAGACAUGUUAUAAAAUGGCAAUUGAAAAGGAGAACAAAUACAACGAUAGAUUCACACACAUGUGUUCAAAAGUUCAAGAAAAGCGAAUUAUACUUGAAAAACUUAAAAACUCUACGAACCAUGACAUUAUGCAAUAUGAAAAAAACAAAAUGCUGCUCGAGGAGGAGAAUAGCGUUAUUUACAAUGCCGAGAUAAUAGCGACAACGCUGUCUUCUUGCUUCAGCCGAAAAGUUGCUGACGCACUUUAUGAUUGCAGUGAGAGUGGACAUCCAACUUUUUCUUGCUGCAUCAUCGAUGAAGCUACUCAAGCAGUCGAACCUGAAGUACUUCUCCCUUUACUACACAACAUUAACAAUGUCAUUCUUGUCGGCGAUCCUCUCCAGCUGCCUGCGACUGUUGUUUCACAGACGUGCAAGUCGUUCAAGUUUGACCAUUCUCUUUAUCAUCGUUUUUGGAAGUGCUGGGAGAACAGAGAUGACGUACCGUUAUUCAAACUUCAGGACCAGCAUAGGAUGCAUCCGGAAAUCGCGUUGUUCCCUGCGUGUCAUUUUUACGGCGGGAAUGUGAAAACGCCAGCGUUCAUGGACUUGAAUUUCCCAUUCAGGCCAUAUUUGGUUAUCGAGCACAAUUUCACUCAAGAUGCUGGAGGUGAGAGCAAUAGAUCUGAAGGAAAACUAAUUGUUGAUUUGAUAUCUGAACUUACCAGAGUGAAAAAUUUUGAAGGGCUUAACCUAGGGGUGAUUGUACCAUACCAAUGCCAAAAGAACACAAUUAAAGAACUGUUUGACACUAAUAAAGAGAAGAAACCUAAACAGCCGUACACACUAAACACAAUAGAUUCCUUUCAAGGCCAGGAAAAAGAUAUAAUAAUUUUCUCUUGUGUCAGAACAGAGGGGAUCGGUUUUCUUGUAGACAGGCAGAGGGUGAAUGUAGCGCUAACAAGAGCAAAAAAAUGCCUCCUCAUCGUCGGAAAUUUUUCAUGUCUUCGGAAGGACAAAACAUGGUUUUCGUUGCUCUGUGAUGCUAAAAAACGAGGUGCGUAUUAUUCUUUACUAUCUGCAGAGACUCCAGCUGUCAAAAAGCUUGUAACACAUCUUACAAGGCCGCCAUCUAAAUGUAGAAAGAAUUCAUCUUAACUUUACUUUUAUAUUAUGUAAAAAAAGAGGAAACGAACUGUGAUGUUUUGAUACAGUGUUGUAACAUAUAAACAAGAAUUUUUAUUAAAAAAUGUAUUGUUUUUGUUCAUUUUUUUAAAUUUAGUAUAAAUU
This is a messenger RNA of Cimex lectularius (bed bug), 5046 nucleotides long. RefSeq names its product helicase SEN1 (gene Setx). Lineage: Eukaryota; Metazoa; Arthropoda; Insecta; Hemiptera; Cimicidae. Gene Ontology annotation, cellular component: nuclear body. The transcript has 19 exons. Bases 478 to 4914 code for a protein of 1478 amino acids. The record is from RefSeq and is a predicted model, not a curated record. Gene Ontology annotation, biological process: termination of RNA polymerase II transcription. Gene Ontology annotation, molecular function: helicase activity; transcription termination site sequence-specific DNA binding; protein binding.